Klebsormidium nitens is the source of this 4069-nucleotide messenger RNA. The record is from the annotation of a GenBank genome assembly. NCBI's taxonomy places the organism in Eukaryota, Viridiplantae, Streptophyta, Klebsormidiophyceae, Klebsormidiales, Klebsormidiaceae.
AGCUAGGGUUGCUGAUGCAGAUCGAACGUACAGGUCUAUUAGUAUUGGCAUGAGCGUGCUGCGCCUCUGCUCAUUCCUGUAGCCUUUGGCGCUUUAACCGUGUGUAUGUGAGUCUAUUGCACGACGGGGGAUACCUGCGCUUCAUUGGAGGGAAGGCCCUCUUGAACGAUUGCACCUUCUGCCUGGUGCUGUGCAACUUUUGCUGGCACCUCGCAGCAUGGCCGAGGCUGCAAGAUCUCCCGAUGUUUUGGAGCUGAAGAUCAAGACUUUGGAUGCACAGGAGUUCGCUGUGCAUGUCAACAAGAAUGCCUCCGUUCCAGACUUGAAAGCGAAGGUUGCAGAAAAUGGUGGAUGUCCAGUGGAGUCGCAGCGCCUCAUCUACCGGGGGAGGGUUCUGAAAGAUGACCAGACAGUCUCGGAUUACAACAUUGAGGACGGGCACGUGCUUCAUCUUGUAGCCCGCCAGCCCCCUCCCCAGAAUGAAGAAGAUGAUGAAGGCCCCCCACCGCUUGAGGAGCUGGGGCAGCAGGACGUCACGUCGCACAUCUUGGGCUCCAUUGCAAUUGAUGGGGCGGAGGGUAUCCCAAACCUCGAUCAGAUCCUUUCAUCAGUCUUCAGCACCUUCGGCAUGGCAGGCGGCCUCCCAGUCCCCUCAGCUUUCGGUCCUCUGGGGCAGGCGGUCGGUGCCGGUGCCACAGGAGACGUGGAAACCCGCACCAUCGAAAUGCACUUUGACAUCCCGAAUGCCGCCUUCGCCGGACAGGGCUUUCAGCCAGCCAGGGCCGUCCCAGUGGCUGCGCCGAGCCGAACGCCCGGACAGGGAGCGCGGGGCCGAGGGGACACUCUGUCGAUAAUGAGCAACUUCAUGAGGCACCUUGAGAGGCGAAUGCAGGCACACAUUGAUGUUAUGCGCCAGCACGGUAGCACAGCUCCAGGGAACCUUUCACCACCUCAACCAAGAGCUGCGACCACUGCGACAGCGGGUGGCGCUACAGGCGCCUCGACCUCCACCGCCCCGAGCGCCUCCAACGGUGCCCCAGAUGAAGGGAAUGCUGCAACUCCGCCGGUGCCAGCUCCUGCUGCUACGGUCCCCGCCCCCGCUGCGACCGGCGCGCAGGGUGGGGGCCGAGCUCCGGGCGGCGGCAGAAACGCUGCCAAUGCUUCGUCCAGAAGUGCGCUCUUGGCAGGGCUGCUGGGCAGGACGCAGACACUGCUGCAGCAACAGGGGGAUCCGCUCCUCUCGAUUAUGCACGAGCGGCUUGCGAACGAGGCCUCCAUCGUGGACCCUGGCGAUCGCGGCUCCAUGCAGGCUGAUCUGCAGAUUGGGGGAAGUCUGCUACAAGGCCUGGGAGCGCUCCUCCUGGAGCUGGGACGGGCCACCAGAUCCGUCAACCUCAACACAGAGCCGGGCCAGGCUGCAGUGAAUGCCGCCUCUCCUUUCUACAUCUCCAACACCGGCAUCCUCCAGGGCCUCACCAACCCCCCCAGCGCUGGCGUUCCCCUCCCCCAGCCCCCACAGGUCCAAAUUCCCAACGCCGUCGUUUUUCAAGUCCAGGGGGCACCGCCCGCGGUCCCCCUCCAAGUGCCCGGUACCCCGGCCCAGGUGGUUUUUCAGCUCGCGCCCCAGCAGCACGGAGCCCCCAGGGCGUACGCCCCGGGCGGCAUCGGCGUUCAGAUGGGCGACCCGCAAGGGGGGGGCCAGGCGGUGGGCCCCAACGGGGGGGUCAUGAUGCAGCUGCUGCCGAACGGCACGCUCGCGCCGCUCCAGGGGGGUCCCCCCGCCGGGAGCGUCUUCGUGGGGUCGGUGCCGGGCAACGCGACGACCACGACGCUGCAGCAGGCGUAUCAGGGCGCGCAGGCGGCGCAGGCGCAGCAGCAGCAGGCGCAGAGUCAACAGAUGCAGAACCUGCUGGGGAGCCUGCUCGGGGCGUUCAUGCCGCCGCAUGGGGGGGCGGCGCCACCCGCAAACGGUGGACCAAAUGCACCCCUUGGUACGCAAUCCGCUGCGGCAGCUUCGGCUGACGGAGAGCGGCGCGCGGGUGUGAAUCGCACAACCGAGGGCGGAAACGGGCUUUCGGGCAGUGGACAGACUGCGGGGCCAACCGGGACGUCCGCACAGCAGGGCCAGUCGCGGCAGAGAGUUCAGCCGACCGGGGCCCUGCCUGGCGGCCAACCGCCAGCCGGGGUGACAAUCGGGGGUCCAGUCGACGGGGCUGCGCUGAUGAACCUGAUAGGACCAAUUAUGCAGCAGCUGUCUGGGGCGGGGAUGAACCUGAAUUUUGGCCCAGGGGUUCAUGCUGGGCCGCAAAGCACUGGGGGACCGCAGCAGCAGCAAGAGGGGGGCAGCGGGCAACCAGGGCAACAGCAGCAAGGGCAUGCGCAACACUCCCAGUUCCGCUUCCCCGCCCCAGCUCCUCCGCCGGGCGUUCCAUCCGGCCAGCCGCAGCAGCCCCCGGCAGUCCACAGUGUCACCGUCACCCGCAACGUCUCGGUUCCGGGGGGCAAUGUGCGCACCACAACCACGACGUUUGCAGUGCCGGGCCCGCAGCUGGAUAGCAACCCCGGCGGCAGCAAUAAUACGCAGUCGAGCACUCAGGGUGUCCAGAACGUAGCCGGUGGAACCUCUCAGGGGCAGCCAGCAAGUGCAGCGCAAAACGGGGCGCCGGAAGCAGCGCCAGCGGAACGGGGUACCGGUCAGCAGAGCGACCAGGGCGGCAAUCAGGCGAACAGGGGCCUCAGUGCGGCAGCCUCGCCAGCAAGCGGAGUCGGUAUUGAGGGCAGAGGAGAGGCGGCCGCAGCAAACGAGGGGAAGAAGGAGGAGUCGCAAGAAAAGAAGGAGUCUGCGGCUGUCGGAAGUGGCGCGGAGCCCGCUCCGGAGGCUUCGAGCGGAGGCGGGAGCGCUCCGAUGGGCUUGGGCGGGACGGGACUGCAGCCUCUGCCACCCCGCUCGCGCCGACGCCCGGCGCCCCGCACUGAGCAGCAGGGCCGGGACGGUCUGUCCGCCUUGACCCAGAUGCUGCAGGGUGGCCCCGCCGCCGGCCCCUUGGCCCCUCCUCGGGGCACUCCCCCGGCCCUUGGUGACAUCAUGGGUUCCGUCAUGCAAGCCAUGGGCGGGCAGGGCGGCGGGGGGGGCGGCCUCGGGGGAGUGCUCGGGCAGCUCAUGAACAACCCGGGGGCCGACCAGAUGAUGCGGCAGGUGAUCGGGGACGAUGCUGACGGUGGCGCGGGUGACGCUCCUGAUCUCGGCAACAUGAUGUCACGGAUGAUGCCCAUGGUGGCGCAGAUGCUCGGCGGCGGCGGGGGCGGCGGUGGGGGGCCACGUUCGGCGGGCGUGAGGCAGCGGCAGGCGGACAGGGAGGAGGGCUGGCAGGAGGCUCUGUCGGAGGAGGAGCGCGCGCGGUGGGAGGCGACGAUAGCCCAGGACGAAGCGGCACAGGCUGGAGCGGGGCCUCAGCGGCCGCUGAGCGACGCGUAUCUGCGGGGCUCGCCGGCCAAGCGCCAGAGGACGGGGCUUGACGGAACGGCGUUCCUAAUGCAGAGUGCGCAGAACCCGGGGGAUGUCUUGGAGUCGAUGGCGCGGUCUGUGAGGAGCGAGUUAGCGAAAGAAGGAGAGGCGGCGUUUAAGGAAGGCUCGAAUGAGGGGCUCGUGUCGGGUGUGAGUCGUGAUGAGGACUUGGCGCAAGCGUAUGUGACCACGCUUGUGGAGGAUGCAGUAGCAACAGCCGAGGAUGACCGAGACUUCGGCGAUGGAAGCAAGUAUCCGAAAACGAAAGAGGCGGGGAGUAAAGAGAAGUCGUGACGAACCGUGAGAGACUUUGUGAACGUGAAGGUCUGAUCUUCUUGGUCACGUCAUAGAGCGUCCCAUUCCUAGGAAGCACUUCCACAGUGCUAAGAUUCUUGUAAUAGGGAUCAAUGGCAGCUUCAAUCGCAAUGCAGAACUCUGUGUAGGGGGACGAGGUUUACUUGCGAGGGUAGCAAAGGUAGCCAAAAAUUCUCAACUUGGAAUCAAGGGUUACUUUUGGCGGGAGCUUUUCGUGUACCAAUUGGAGCAUGGUUGCUUGCCUGAUCA